Messenger RNA from Schizosaccharomyces octosporus yFS286, 5996 nucleotides. RefSeq names its product silencing protein Rik1. The transcript has a single exon. Gene Ontology annotation, molecular function: nucleic acid binding; protein binding. Lineage: Eukaryota; Fungi; Ascomycota; Schizosaccharomycetes; Schizosaccharomycetales; Schizosaccharomycetaceae. Gene Ontology annotation, cellular component: nucleus. Bases 622 to 3759 code for a protein of 1045 amino acids. The record is from RefSeq and is a predicted model, not a curated record.
AAAAAAAAAAGGAUAAUUUUUCAAAAUUAUCCUUUCCAUAUAUUUUACACUUAGUAUACGUAUUGGUGGUAACCUUUCGCAUGUAGGAAGCGAAAAAAUGACUUAGAACAAAGAAUCAGCAUGUAAUAAAACCCUUUAUAGAGAAAAACAAUCAAUAUUCAUACAUAAUCUCAUUCUAAGUCAAGCCAGAACAUGUGGAGAACGUUAGCAAAGGUCUAGUUGAAUCUGCCGAUUGUUAUAAGAAAAAAGUUUAUUUUCUUUUUCUUUUGUAUCUUAUGUUCUCUUGUACGAAUAUAGACGAUUUAAAGUAUCUUGGUUACUGCAAUUCUGUGUCUCUUUCCUCCCACUAAUGUUCGCUUUCCUAACCCUUGCAAUUCUCGUUUUGGCUUCGUUUCGAAGGGAAUAAGAGAAAUUUCCCAACGGUUUAGUAAAUUAUUUGCAUGUACAUAAAAGGUAACUAAUUUGGUACUUGAGCUGUACAAUUUGUAUGCAUAUAACGUAUUAAUCUGUUGGAGACCUGAAUCGUCCUUUUGACAUUCAUCGAUCUUUUUAAUUCAUAUUACCCCUCUUUUUUUCUUUUCUUUUGGUCGUUCUAGGUUCUGCAUUUUAUGGGAAUUGUGCAUGGCGCUUUGCGUUCAAUCGUUUAGGUCGACGGCAAUUGAUACAGCGAUUUCAAGUCAAUUCUUUUCUUCUGAAACGUCUUUGAUCUUUGUGCAAAACUUAACCAUCAAUGUUUAUCGCAUAACCGAUAACCAUGAUUUAGAUCUUUUUACAACUAUCCCUUUAUGGCAUGCAGUAAGACAUUUGCAGGCCUAUCGACCGCCUGGUCUUAAUCGGGAUUAUUUGUUUGUUGUUUUACAAGAUGAUACAUACUUUACGCUUUACUGGGAUGAAGACUUUCAGAAAGCAAAUAUUGAUCAUCCUCCUCUAUGUUAUCGAAUAUCUUUUCCGUGGAAUCGUUUCACCAAAAGUCAUUGCUUGGUAGACAAGAAAAUGCGUAUGAUUUUUUUAAGUAUAGAUGAUGUCUUUAUGCUAUGUAUAAAUGUCUUAUCUGCUGAAGAGAGGCAAAAAUCUGGUUGUUCCAUUGACGACGGCUUUCCCAUCUCCUUUCCAGUCAAUCCUAUACAAGACAUUUGUCUGUUAAACUUUCCGAAAAUUCCUACUUUAGUUGUUCUGCAUAGUGAAGGCAUUGAUUCGGCUAUAACGGCUUUUCCUAUUGACGUGGAGUCAAAAAAUCUAGAAAAUGGAAUACGUCUCUUUGAUUCUGUUCUACCUUCUAAAAUUAUUCCCUUUGGUAAAAGGGGCUUACUAGUCUUGGAUAAAAGAGCCAUUCAUUGCUUUUAUCGUGGUGGAAUAGUCACCAUAAAAUCACCGUCUAGAGUUUAUGAUCAUUGGAUAUCUCUUGAAGGACAAGACAAUCAUUUCAUUCUUUGCGACGUAAAUGGUAAUUUUUAUGCAAUUUAUUCAAGUGUUUUGGCUGGGAAAUUAUGGAAUUUAAGCUUGGAAAAAUUGAAUAUAUCACCCGUCACAUUCGUCACAAGUUUAGUCUCAAUAAAUGACGACCUUUUAUUUAUUGGAAGUCAAGGGAACUGUUCGAAGCUUAUAUCUAUUCCAAACAUGAGUGAUACCUUUACUUUACCCAACUUGGGGCCCGUCCAUGACAUUAAUAUUUAUCCAGACCACCAGGGUCAAUCGAUGUUCGUAUGUGCUGGAUCUUUUAAAAAUGCAUCAAUAUUACAUUACAAACAUGCUUUAUUUACGAAUUCUCUUGGUUUUUUUGAGUGUUCUGAUAUUAUUCGUGUUAUGGUUCUCUCUUCCCAUGUGGCGGAAAAAUUAUUUAUUAUCUUCGUUGAAGAAACUUUAGUUUUCAAUAUCAAGGAAGAUAUUCAACUGGAGCUUGAUUCUGAACUUUCGAUUAAUGAAAGAACGAUAGCACUGUCAGGAAUCGACGAUCAAUUUAUACAAGUAACUACGAAAUCUUUAUGCAUUUACGACUCUAAAAAAAUAUUAAAAGUAAUACAUUUGGAAAAAAUUACGAAUGCCACUUGUUAUAAAGGUUAUUCUGCAAUAGUUCUGGGUGGAUUAGAGCUUGUCAUAUAUCAGAGGGAUGUUGAAAUGUCUCGAAUCAAGUUUGAUAGUGAGAUUAGCUGCUUAGAAAUGGCUAGCGAGUCGAAAAUUGCUAUUGGGUUUUGGUCUAAAGAGGUUAUUAUUUAUAACUUUAAGGUUAAUAAUGGUUCAGCUAAUGUGUUCAAAUCCGAACUUCCUUCGCUACCUCGAAACGUUAUACUAGAGAAUUUUAAUGCUGAAGUCAGUCUUUUUCUUGUAUCAUAUGGCGAUGGAUUUUUGGUUGCAUAUGUCCUAUCAAGAAAUAAGGUAAUUUUUUCUGAAGUGAAAAAAUUUGGAACUACACCAAUAGUGUUUUCUCGGCUAAAUGUGCAUAAUGGAACCUACAUAAUUUGUAAUAAUGACCAGCCUCAUAUGGUCUACGGAUUCAAUGGAAGUCUUGGCUAUAUGCCACUAAAUAUACCUGUUGCUUUUGAUAUUUGUCAAUUUUCGAAAGACAAAGACCCAACUAGACUUGUUGCUCUCUCGUCAAAAGGAGUCUCCUUUUUAGAAAUGGAUAAGAGGCCUCAUUUAUAUGCGAGUACGAUUCCUUUGAGCCACGUUCCUUUGCGUGCAAUACGAUUCGACCAAAUAUUGCUAACAAUUACUCUCCAUCCUCUCCCGAAUAAUACAGAAGGGAUGGACGAAUGCUAUUCAUUGUCACUACUAGAGUUUUCUAGCGGUAAACAGUUGGAAAGAUAUGAAUUUCCAUUGUACGAUCGAUGUGAAGAAAUACUGAAAAUAGAGGAUGAUACAAUAGUUGUUGCUGUCAACAACCAUCGGGUAGUUGAUUUACUUCCGUCGAAUGGUAAGUUAUUAUUGUAUCGGUUCAUGCCGGAUUUGUCCGCUCUUACUUGUGUAAACUCUAUUCAGCUUUCUGCUGCUGUAAGCUGUCUAUCUUUGUACGAAAAAUGUUUUAUUGCUUCAUUUGGGCAUUUUGUUGGCCUUUUUGAUAUAUUGAAUGGAAAAAUGGAAUUGAAAACUAAAUUUUGUGUUGGCAAUUUGAUAACUCAUAUAACUGUUGACAAAGAACAAAAUAUUCUUAUUGGAGAUGUCGUCGGAUUCAUUACUAUUUUGAGAUUGGAAAAUUACACGUUCGUAAUGUACUCAAGAUGCAAUAUAGGCGAACGUAUACUUACUGCUCUUUGCUAUGAAAGAAAUAAAUACAUUUUUGCAUCAGAUAGCGGAGUAAUGCAUAUUGUUAGAUUGGAAAAUAUUGCGGGAUCCAAAGAGCAAAUGAGACUUGUUGCAGAAACGCAGUACCGGCUUCAUGAUAAGGUAACACGGUUUUGUUUGAAUACAGUUCCUCAAAAUGGUGUUUCUAGUAAGAUGCUGGAGCCUCGUUUAUAUUUUGGUACAGAAAAAGGUGCGAUUGGAAGUAUUUACUCCUUAAAUUCAAAUAUCAAUGAAUUUCACGAACUCGCGAAGAAGAUACGGCAGCUUGAACUCUCGUAUUUGUCGAUAUCGGAUUUAGAAAGCAUCGAAGAAGAGGAACUUAGUGAGAUUCCCUUUGUAAAUGGAGAUAUCAUAAAAAACACAAAAAGUUGGUCCUCAACUCGGAUAUUUCGAUUAUGCCGGCUUUUGGAGCAUAUUGAAAAUCUUAAUUCUCAUGAGAAAGUUCGUUCUCUAUUGGAUGAAGUAGAACUUCUUUCUUAGUUGGCAUAUUAUUUCAAUAAGUUGAUGUUGUUAUAAUUAAAGAUGUCAAGUCUACUCUAUAAAUGAUAAAGGAAAAAGGGUUUCUAUUUGUUAACCCAUAAAAGCGAAACACCAGGUAAUCAUUCUGGAAUAUCAUCAAAAACCUAUCUAGGUAAAGAAACUGGAAGAAUUGAAGUUAAAAGCGCCUGAAUAUCUGUUUUCAUUCUGAAGGUACUAGCAACUGUUAUCGUUAGUAAAUUUUCGAUGAAAGCAUGAAUAUACGUACCAUAGGAAGUCCGUAUUUUAUUGUAAGAUUCAGUUUCUGUUCACUUGAUUGUAGACGAGAUUUACUGAAAGCAUCCACGUAGACCUGAUUUGGGUUUUGUGAGAAAGAGGAAGUGUCUACAAUAAUUGUCUUUCUUGUUUGUCUUCCGCCAUUACACAGAACAAUCAGUACUCCUGUCCUGUAAAACGCAUAAACCCUUUUAUCAAGAUAUAUUUUUUGAGAAAGUUGAACGCAAAAUUUUGGAUUUUUCUUUAUCAAGCUUUGUCGAAGACGGAUAAAUGUUGAAAUACAUUCAAACAAAAAGUUUGAAGUAUCAUAUUUACUCAACCAUAGUCCUUCUCGAUUGUCAGGAUCAUUACCCCCGCUGAAUCUCUGUUCUUGGCCAUAGUAAAUAACGGGUAUACCAUCUGAAAAAAUUGUUGCAGCAAUGGCAUUAAGCGCUAACUAUUUUUGUGUUAAUAAUAUAUUGACGACCUUAGGUUAAUUAAUGACUUACAGCAUUAUCUUGUGUUUGAGAGAAGAACCUAGGCACGUCGUGAUUUUCAAGAAAGUUGCAUAGUAUGGUUGGAUCUCUAAAAUUAUGCCUAAUAUCUAAGACGCCUUUCUGGUAAUACUCAAACAUCGGAAUUCGGGGGUAUGAAAACGCCUCACGCAAUUGAUAAUAGAGUGGGAAAUUAAUCACUGAAGGCAUGUAGUCUUGAUAAACUCCGACAUAUUUCGGAUUGCCAUGGAAGAUUUCGCCUGCUGCGAAGAUAUUUGCUGAUUUAAUGAAUGGAGGGUAGAAUGACUUCUCAACAUGUUUGGCAGUAUCAAUUCUCAUACCAUCGAAUUUGUACGUGUUUACUAAAUCACUGAUCCAUUUUUGGAAAAACUUACGUACGCUGGACUUUUCUGUUUUUAUGUCAGGCAAAUUCACGCAAUCAUCUCCAAGCCAACCAGAAACAACUUCGUCUUGAUUGUUAUAAUCCUGAAUAUACUUCCAGGGGUGGAAAUCAUUGGCCUGAUUAAAUGGAGUAAACUGUGAAUAGUCAACUGCCUCUUUUCCGGGAUGCGCCAUAUGGUUAACGACGAUAUCCACCAUACACAACAUUCCACGCUUAUGAAGAUUAUUAACCAAAUCUUGAAGAUCUUCGGAAGUGCCAAAAUGACUAUUGAGUUUCGUAAAGUCCUGCGUCCAAUAGCCAUGGUAAGGUUCUCCAUAGCCUGUUUGGCCUUCAAUAUUCUUUACGAUUGGACUAAUCCAUACGGCCGUGCAACCAAGUAAUUGAAGAUAGUCGAGUUUUUUUGUGACACCCUUCCAAGUCCCUCCCAAGUAUGUUCUUCCUUGAGAUGGAUGUUCAAAGUCAUCUUCGUCCCUAGCAAAUCUGUCCGUAAGCAACUGAUAUAUGACUUGUUUUCUCCAUGUAUCGUUGUAUUCCUUUUCUUUUACAAAAGUUUUUUUUUGAAAGAAGCAGCAGGACAUGGUUGAUCUCAACGAAGAGUGUUAUGGAAGCCUUUCAAAAGAUUGCAAAUAAUACUGCUCUAUCUUUUCAAAUUGAGGUAUGCCUUAAGGGAGGCAGGCAAGGAAGAGGUACGAAACGCAAAAGCGAUGGCUCUCAGACUCUCUGAAAUCCAAAUUAAUAAAUUGUGGCUCUUUCUCUGUUUUUGUUUCAGCGCAUUAAAUAUACUAUUUCUGUUUACACUUUUGUUUUGUUGUACCACAUCUUCGUUAACAUAAACAAACAUUGGCCUAUAAGCUACUCUGGGUUAACCGAAUCAGACGCACAAAAUGGUUCCCGAUAAUUGAAUAUAGUCAUAUUUAUUCCAAUGAACUAUUCUUCAAGGUUCAAUUAUCAUGUUUCAUAUUUGGGAGCUAAGUGAUUUAACUGCCUAACACAGAUUUUGUUAUGUCCCAACUUGGGAUUCUUAACUCUCUUUUUGAUAAAAAAAAUAAAAAAGUUAAAGUAAAAGAUAAUACUAUUGCGUAGAUCCU